AUUACUAUUAAUUGAAACAAUUUUAGACUUUCUUUUUUAAAUUUAUAACGAAAUACUAAGUUAAGUUUCUUUAAAAAUCCUUUAAUUUUAAAAUAAAAUGCUAGCAGUACAAGGCGGUAUUCCAGAUAAAGCAUGGCAACCCCAUUUUGUUUCAUUCGAAACAUCAAUGGGUGAGAUAACAUUUGAGCUUUAUUGGAAACACGCACCAAAUACAUGUCGUAAUUUUGCCGAACUAUCAAGAAGAGGUUACUAUAAUAAUACUAUAUUUCAUAGAGUUAUACAAGAUUUUAUGAUUCAGGGAGGGGAUCCUACUGGUACUGGUCGUGGUGGUCAAUCAAUUUAUGGCCCAACAUUUCCUGAUGAAAUUCAUCCUGAUCUUAAACAUUCUGGAGCUGGUAUUUUAUCAAUGGCAAAUAGUGGUCCAGAUACGAAUGGAUCUCAAUUUUUUAUAACAUUAGCGCCCACACAAUGGCUAGACAACAAACACACAAUAUUUGGUCGGGUAUAUUCCGGUAUGCAAAUUGUUAAAAGAAUUGGUAUGACUGAAACCGAUAAAAAUGACCGGCCAGUUGAUAAUGUUAGAAUAAUUAAAGGAAAAGUUGAAAAAUUCUAGAUAUAUUAAAAUAAA
Molecule: messenger RNA, 628 nt
Organism: Condylostylus longicornis
Lineage: Eukaryota; Metazoa; Arthropoda; Insecta; Diptera; Dolichopodidae
Gene: Cypl
Product: peptidyl-prolyl cis-trans isomerase-like 1
Exons: 3
Coding region: 98-613 (171 amino acids)
Biological process (GO): protein folding; protein peptidyl-prolyl isomerization
Cellular component (GO): catalytic step 2 spliceosome
Molecular function (GO): peptidyl-prolyl cis-trans isomerase activity
Source: RefSeq, a predicted model, not a curated record